This is a messenger RNA of Drosophila arizonae, 670 nucleotides long. RefSeq names its product peptidyl-prolyl cis-trans isomerase pseudogene. The record is from RefSeq and is a predicted model, not a curated record. Lineage: Eukaryota; Metazoa; Arthropoda; Insecta; Diptera; Drosophilidae.
UUAUUUUUUUUCAGAGCUGGCUUUGUUUCGUAGGUUUUGCAAGCAAGCCAAAAUGUCGUCGUUACCUCGUGUUUUCUUCGACAUUAAUGCAGGCGGGGAGAAGCUGGGUCGCAUCGUAAUGGAGCUGCGAUCGGACGUCGUUCCAAAGACCGCCGAGAACUUUCGUGCUUUGUGCACCGGAGAGAAGGGCUACGGCUACAAGGGCUCUCCAUUCCAUCGGGUUAUACCAAAUUUCAUGUGUCAAGGCGGAGACUUUACCAAUCAGAAUGGCACUGGAGGACGCUCCAUCUACGGCCACAAAUUCCCGGAUGAAAACUUUGAGCUGAAGCACUCGGGUCCCGGCACAUUAUCAAUGGCCAAUGCCGGACCCAAUACAAAUGGCUCGCAGUUCUUUAUUUGCACUGAGAAAACCACCUGGUUGGAUAACAAACAUGUUGUCUUUGGCAAAGUUGUUGAGGGCAUGGAUGUCAUUCGUAAGGUUGAAUCGUUGGGCUCGAACUCUGGCGCCACAACCAAGAAAGUGUUAAUUGAAGACUGUGGCAGCUUAUAAAGUCACUCAAGUGAUUUCAAUGUUUUUCCAGUACAUAGAUUAGUAGAUGCAGCUGCAGUUCAAUGUCAUUGAUUUUAAGGCUAGAAAUAAACGCUAUUGCUCGUGGGUGUUACAAGUAAA